UAUAUGAGGCGUGCGGGGAGCGUGGCUCACCUUCAAUUGCCAUGAUUUUCGAUUCAAUGAAGGGCCGAGCAAGCAAGACUGAGAACCGUCCAUCGAUCUCAGGCUGCUGUCGAUCGGGGCUCCGGUCGUCUGCAAUGGUCUCUUCGAACCGUUCUCUGUCGACCGUCGGUUUGUUUCUGACGGAUGGAGGGUUUCGCUCUCUCGUCGUACAAUUAAUCUUACUCUCGCUUCUUGCGCCGCUGUUUUUCCCGGUGGUGUUUGGAACUCGGAUCCCCUUGAUCAAUUAUCAAAGCAGCAUUGCAAAUGUAUCUAACAAAGUGGAUGAUGAAGUAUCUGUUCAACUUGAAAAUGCUGCUAUUGAGCUCUCAAUAGCUGUGGACUCUGCUGUACUGGGUAAAUAUAAUCUAUGGAGGCGAGAAUAUGAUAAUGAACAUGAUGAUCCAAAAGUAAAGUUCAUACGAGAUCAAAUGACCAUGUCAAGGGUGUAUAUGGCCCUUGCUAAAUCAAAGAAUAAGCUUGACAUUUAUGCAGAGUUAUUGAAUCAUCUCAAGGAAAGUCAGCGCAUCUUAGGAAAGGCUAAUGCUGACGCCGAUCUCCCGCAAAGUGCACUGGAGGCAAUUAGAGCAACGAAUGCAGUUUUGGCAAAAGCAAAAGGCCAGCUGUAUGACUGCAAUAUAUUCAUUCGGAAUCUGAGAGGGAUGCUUCAAUCUGCAGAUGAGCAGGUUAGAGGCUUGAAGAAGCAAAGUACAUUCCUGAGUCAGUUGGCUGCAAAAACAAUUCCAAAUGCUAUUCAUUGUUUAUCAAUGCGUCUGAGCAUAGACUAUUACCUCCUCCCUCCAGAGCAAAGACAAUUUCCUAAGAGUGAAAAUUUGGAAAACCCAAAUCUCUACCAUUAUGCACUCUUCUCUGACAAUGUGUUGGCUGCCUCAGUUGUUGUGAACUCAACCAUAGUGAAUGCUAAGGAGCCAGAGAAACACGUCUUUCAUCUAGUUACUGAUAAACUCAACUUCGGAGCCAUGAACAUGUGGUUUCUGUUGAAUCCACCUGGGGAUGCUACCAUCCAUGUGGAGAAUGUGGAUGAAUUUAAGUGGUUGAAUUCUUCGUAUUGCCCAGUCCUUCACCAGCUUGAAUCUGCAGCCAUGAAAGAAUACUACUUCACAGCUGCUCAUCCCACAACCCUUUCAGCUGGUUCUUCCAAUUUAAAGUACCGAAAUCCUAAAUACCUUUCAAUGCUUAAUCACUUGAGGUUUUAUCUACCACAAGUUUAUCCUAAGCUGAACAAAAUAUUGUUCCUCGAUGAUGAUAUUGUUGUUCAGAAGGAUUUAACACCUUUAUGGUUUAUAGAUCUAAAGGGAAAUGUAAACGGUGCUGUUGAGACCUGUGGUGAGAGCUUUCAUAGAUUUGAUAAGUAUCUCAAUUUCUCAAACCCUCACAUUGCCAUGAAUUUUGAUCCUAAUGCGUGUGGAUGGGCCUAUGGUAUGAAUAUGUUCGAUCUUGUUGAAUGGAAGAAGAAAGACAUAACUGGGAUCUAUCAUAAAUGGCAGACAUUGAAUGAGGACCGAACCCUUUGGAAACUUGGAACUCUGCCUCCUGGUUUACUGACAUUCUAUAACUUGACGCAUCCACUGAACAAGUCAUGGCAUGUUCUUGGCUUGGGCUACAAUCCAAGCAUUGAUCGUUCCAGGAUAGAAAAUGCCGCUGUUGUACAUUAUAAUGGUAACAUGAAACCUUGGUUGGAGCUAGCAAUGACGAAGUACAGGCAUUACUGGACCGCAUAUAUCAACUACGACCAUCCAUACAUUAAAAAUUGCAAAUUGAGGACAUAACUGACUCAAAUUCUUGUUAAAUUGCAUGAGAAGGGUGGUUUUGAUCUCUAUUGACUCUCUUUGGUUUACUGUGUUCAAUUCUUUUUUAUUUUUUUUAAACUUUCUUCUGUAACUAAAGUUGAAUGCAAGCUUUUUUCAGGUUGAUUUCUCAUUCUUAUGAACCUUUAUAUUUU
Messenger RNA from Phalaenopsis equestris, 1999 nucleotides. Its product is annotated as polygalacturonate 4-alpha-galacturonosyltransferase-like. Gene Ontology annotation, molecular function: polygalacturonate 4-alpha-galacturonosyltransferase activity. The coding region runs from base 42 to 1826 and encodes 594 amino acids. The record is from RefSeq and is a predicted model, not a curated record. Lineage: Eukaryota; Viridiplantae; Streptophyta; Magnoliopsida; Asparagales; Orchidaceae. The transcript is spliced from 7 exons.